Molecule: messenger RNA, 2058 nt
Organism: Salvia miltiorrhiza (redroot sage)
Lineage: Eukaryota; Viridiplantae; Streptophyta; Magnoliopsida; Lamiales; Lamiaceae
Product: AAA-ATPase At3g50940-like
Exons: 2
Coding region: 450-1895 (481 amino acids)
Molecular function (GO): ATP hydrolysis activity; ATP binding
Source: RefSeq, a predicted model, not a curated record
CAUGACUUUUCAGAAACAGCAACUGUGAUUAUUUAGCCCAUUUGAAAAUUUUUAUUUUUGAAAAUUAAUUUUACUGUUAUUUCUAUUUUUUGCAGUACAACUAUGAAUUUUAUAGAAAUAAACAUUUUAAAACUUAUAUUAUUAUGUCAUAUUUUUUCUAUAUUAAUUAUACAUACAUAUAUUUAUUUUUAUGUUUUUGAAUGGCAUAUAUAUUUAAUUUAACUAUAACUAUUAUGGUGUAUAAGCAAUAAACAUAAGUAACCAGUAUAGAAAAUUAUAAAGAUACUAUUGAAAUCAAAAUCGUAACCGUGUCACGAAUUUUGACGCAUGAUUCAGUGAGUUGAAAAUCAGCUUCUGGAGUGGUCGUCGCCAAGUCUAUUUAACUGAAAACAAUUUUAAGAAUCCAUCUCCAUUCAAAACUCAAAGGGGAGUUUGGUUUAUGAGCGAAAAUGUCGGAUUCACAGUCGCAGUCGAACCUGACGACGGCGAAGAACAUGCUCUCCGCCGUGGGGUCGGUGGCGGCCACCAUAAUGGUGGUGCGCGGCGUGGCCCAAGAGUUCCUCCCCGCGGAAUUCUAUGACUACAUCUUCUCCGGCGUCCGCGGCUUCUUGAGCCGCUUCUCGAACCAGCUGACUAUGGUGAUCGAGGAGUUCGAGGGGCUCGACGCCAACGAAAUCUACGCCGCCGCGGAUGCGUAUCUGGGCCCCAAAGUGAGCCCUAAUACCCGGCGGCUGAAGAUCAGCAAGCCGGAAAAGGAGAAACACUUGAACAUGAGCAUGGAGCGCGACGAGGAGGUGGUGGACUUGUACAAGGGCCACAAAUUCAAAUGGGUGUGGGUUUGCCGACGAAUCGAAUCCCACGGUUUCUACAACCCCAGAGACAUGAACUCCACGCUAAGAUCGGAGGUCAGAUCCUUCGAGCUCACCUUCCACAAGAGAAACAGAGAAAUGGUGAUCCACUCCUACCUUCCCCACAUCGCAAACGAGGCCAAGAUGAGGAAACAAGAAAACAAAACCAUCAAGAUCUUCACGGUGGAUUACGAGAAUAUGUACAACAUCAACGAUAUGUGGAAGCCCGUGACGCUGGAUCACCCUGCUACAUUCGCCACUCUGGCCAUGGAUGCCCAUCAGAAAGAUGUGAUUUUGAAGGAUGUGGACAGAUUUCUGCAGCGGAGGGACUAUUAUCGCAAGGUCGGCAAGGCCUGGAAGAGAGGCUAUCUGCUCUAUGGCCCGCCGGGGACUGGCAAAUCCAGCUUCAUUGCCGCCAUGGCCAAUUAUUUGAACUUUGAUGUCUACGAUUUGGAGCUCACGGAGCUGCGCCAGAACUCUGAUCUGCGGAAGCUGCUGCUCGCCACCGCCAAUAAGUCCAUUUUGGUGGUCGAGGAUAUCGAUUGCACCAUUGAUUUGCAGGACAAGCUUGCCACCAGGGAUCAAACUUCUUUUCCCGGAUUCAAUAACCAGGAACAAAAUAAGGUGACACUUUCUGGUCUGCUCAAUUUCGUGGAUGGCUUAUGGUCAAGCUGUGGCGACGAGAGGAUCAUAAUCUUCACGACAAACCACAUAGAAAAGCUCGAUCCAGCACUGCUCCGACCAGGCCGAAUGGACGUGCACAUCAACAUGUCAUACUGCACCCCUUGUGGAUUCAGACUGCUGGCUUCUAACUAUCUGGAGAUUAAGGAGCAUCCCAUGUUUGAAGAGAUCGAAGACUUACUCCAAAAUGCGAAAGCAACGCCAGCUGAAGUGGCGGAGCAGCUGCUCAAGGAGGAUGAACCUCAUGAUUCUCUGCAAGGCUUGAUCGAUUUCCUGCACAAGAAGAUGAGAGAGAACGAGGAGGGCGAGGCAGAAAAGGCAAAAGCCGCAGCAGAGAAGCAAGAGGAGGAGAAGAAGGAAGAAUGAAAACAUCUUUACUAAUAUAGUAUCACAAAAUUAAUUCACAUGUAUAAGAGUUGCAGACAAUAUGGAAAAUAUCAAACAUGAGAAUAGAAUCUCAUAUAUUACUCUGUAACUCAAACAAAUACUUGUAUUAACACACAGAAAUGUUAGAAUGCAUUGUUUUGUC